AUGGCAACUCCAGCUGCCUCUGUCAACCCUGCAUAUGAUCCCAAGACUGAUCCAGCCAGGAAGCCCAAAAGGUCUAAGGACCCAGGCUGGAAGUAUGGAUAUUGGGCAGACCUUGGUAACCGAGAUGAGGUGACAUGUACCCUAUGUGGCACAAUGGUUCAUGGGGGCAUAAAAAGGCUGAAGCAACAUCUAGCAAGUGGCUUUGGAGAUUCAAAAAUAUGCAGCGAAACUACUACAGAGAUUAGGGUGGAGAUGACAAAUUACUUGGAAAAACACAAGAGGCAAAGGCCAAUGUACCUAGAUGAUGAGGAAGAGCAGGUAGAGGAGAAUGGAGAAGCAGAUGUGGUCGUGGUAGAGGCAAGUGCACCUGUGAAUGAAGUUGAAUCCCAGGCCUCUAAAGUGAUGCCAAGUUCAGGGACAGCAGCAAAGAAAAGGCGUGCAACCUAUUCAUUCAAGGCUGUAGCAGUGAGCAAAGGCAAGGAAAAGCCAAAGGGAAACAAGACAAUUCUUGAGAUGUUAAGAAAAUCACCUGAAGAAAUAGUCGAUGAAAGGCGUAAAGGGUCUUACCAGCCCCCAAUUCAGUCCAGCACUAAGACCAAGGAGCAACAUCAUUAUGUGGAUAUGCAAUGGGCCCUGUUUUUCUAUGAGUGUGGCAUACCAUUCAAUGCAGCAGCAUCAAGACAAUUUCAGGUGGCAGUUGAGGCAACAACACAGUUUGGUUCAGGGUACAAGCCUCCUUCUCCAUAUCAGUUUGGGGAACCGUUGCUUAAAGAUGCAGUGAAGUUGACAAGUACCAUGAGGGAGGACCAUGAGAGAGCAUGGAAGCAUUUUGGCUGCACUCUCAUGUCAGAUGGAUGGACUGAUAGGAGGGGACGACAUUUGAUUAACUUCCUUGUCAAUAGCCUAGAGGGGACUUUCUUCUUAGAGUCUGUCGAUGCAUCAAGCGAGGCCCACGAUGCAUAUAUGCUUGCUGAUUUGUUGGAGAAAAGAAUUGAGGAGAUUGGAAAGGAAAAGGUCGUUCAAGUUAUUACUGAUAAUGGAGCUAACUACAAGGCAGCGGAAGAUAUAGGAGGGUUGAAGGAAUUUAAGAAGCCCAUAGCAGGUGCAAGGCGUGUAACAACUUUCAUCUAUAGACAUGGGAGAAUCCUUAGUGCAAUGAGAGAAAAGACAGGUGGGUCUGAUCUUGUGAGACCUGCAGCCACAAGUGAAGUAUGGACUGGGAAUAAAUUGGCAAAAACUAAAGCUGGUGAGGAUGUGCAUGACAUUGUGCUCUCUACUGAGUUUUGGAACAAGGGUGGUUGA
This is a messenger RNA of Panicum virgatum (switchgrass), 1302 nucleotides long. RefSeq lists its product as uncharacterized. The transcript has 4 exons. The record is from RefSeq and is a predicted model, not a curated record. Lineage: Eukaryota; Viridiplantae; Streptophyta; Magnoliopsida; Poales; Poaceae. The coding region runs from base 1 to 1302 and encodes 433 amino acids.